Talpa occidentalis (Iberian mole) is the source of this 425-nucleotide messenger RNA. Its product is annotated as galectin-7-like. Gene Ontology annotation, molecular function: carbohydrate binding. The transcript is spliced from 4 exons. NCBI's taxonomy places the organism in Eukaryota, Metazoa, Chordata, Mammalia, Eulipotyphla, Talpidae. The record is from RefSeq and is a predicted model, not a curated record. Bases 6 to 425 code for a protein of 139 amino acids.
CAGCCAUGGCAGGGAGCUCGAACGUACCCCACAAGACCUCACUGCCUGAGGGCAUCCAAGCGGGCAAUGUGAUGCGAAUUCGGGGCAUCAUUCCUGACAAGGGGAGCAGGUUCUACGUGAACCUGCUGUGCAGCGAUGAGAAGGACAGCGAGGCCGCCCUGCAUUUCAACCCCAGACUGGACGAGUCCACGGUGGUCUUCAACUCCCUGGAGCGGGGCACCUGGGGCAAGGAGGAGCGAGGCAGGGGGAUCCCCUUCCAGGGCGGGCAGCCCUUCGAGGUGCUCCUCAUCGCCACCCAAGAUGGCUUCAAGGCCGUGGUGGGGGACCAGGAGUACCACCACUUCCGCUACCGCAUCCCCGCGGCCCGCGUGCGCGUGCUGGAGGUGGGCGGGGACGUGAAGCUGGAGUCCGUCAAGAUCUUCUGA